Molecule: messenger RNA, 381 nt
Organism: Helobdella robusta
Lineage: Eukaryota; Metazoa; Annelida; Clitellata; Rhynchobdellida; Glossiphoniidae
Exons: 3
Coding region: 1-381 (126 amino acids)
Source: RefSeq, a predicted model, not a curated record
AUGGAAAAACCCGAGAUAUCCACGACAAAUUUGGUCAGAGACAUCAUGCUGAGACAUCAGUCGCUAAAAAUUUGUCUGACAUUGCUGAAGAAGACUUUUGCAUCCAAUGUUGUUGACCACCUUGAGUCAAUUGAUGUUAAAGUUUUGUCUUGCUACCCUGUAUUCAAGAGGAGAAAUGACAAAAUAAAACUUGAUGAAACCCACCCUUCUACGUCAUUCCGGUUGUGUGUAGAUGAGAAGUAUGCGGAAAUAGUUGAAAGAUCAAGUUCUUGGCCUGAUUAUGUUCAGGUUAGGAAUAGGGUUUUCAAUAACAACAGCAAAAGUGGCAGCACCAGAAAUGCCGAUGUCAAUGUCAGGACAUGUUCUGAUGUGAAACGAUGA